AUGAAGUUCACCCGUGCUACUCUCUUCCUCAUCUCCAGUACAUUUGUGUCUACCGUGGCCAGCACCACGCUCAUCGCCUUCAACGGCGCAGCCUGCACAGGCAUUGCCAUUGGUUCCGUCAGCGGCAGUGCCGGGAUGUGCCUGACGUUCAACUUGACCACUGUCAAAUCCAUCAGCUACACCGGGCUCAACGCCGGGGUUAUCCAAUUCUUCGUCGCUGACGGCCAUCAUGACUGGUGUACCAACGGCCCGCAGCUCGUCCUUCCCCCUGCCUCAGGAUGCGCAACCGCCCCGCAAAAUUCCAAUUGGUGGGGUGCUGCCAUUCAGUGA
Messenger RNA from Psilocybe cubensis, 330 nucleotides. RefSeq lists its product as uncharacterized. The record is from RefSeq and is a predicted model, not a curated record. Bases 1 to 330 code for a protein of 109 amino acids. NCBI's taxonomy places the organism in Eukaryota, Fungi, Basidiomycota, Agaricomycetes, Agaricales, Agrocybaceae. The transcript is spliced from 2 exons.